CUUUGUUGUUUGGCAUCCGGGUUGUUUGUGGCUCCGAAGGGAAAGGGAGGGAGUUGAGACAAGAACAAUGAGAUUCAGGAGGGGGUGAGCAUGGUCAGGCUCAGCUAUUUAAGGGCCGUCAAUGUCCCCCCAAUGCCCUCCUCACUAUCAUCAUCAUCCAAAUCCUCUCUUCUCCCUCUGAGCUCCUCUGGAUUUUACUUCCGAUCUAUCCACUUUCCUUCUUCCACAGUCCACUUUCUUUUGUACUGAUUGUCCACCCUAUCUUAACCUCAUUUCAUAUCUAUACAAAAUGGCCGACCUCCAGCCCCUCCGCAUCGUCUUCGCCUGCGAUGAAGCCGGCCAGCCCUACAAAGAAACCCUCAAAGCCGCCUUCGAAAAGAACCCCCUCAUCGCCUCCAUCAUUGAUGUAGGCGUCGACUCCACCUCCGACAAAACCGCCUACCCACACCCCGCCGUCGCCGGCGCCAAACUCAUCCGCGAAGGCAAAGCGGACCGUGGUCUCUUCAUCUGCGGAACCGGUCUGGGUGUCGCCAUCUCCGCAAACAAGGUUCCCGGAAUUCGUGCCGUGACCGCCCACGACUCGUUCUCCGUUGAGCGGUCCAUCCUGAGCAACGACGCUCAGGUGCUCUGCUUCGGUCAACGAGUUAUUGGCAUCGAGUUGGCGAAGAAGCUGGCUUCGGAAUGGGUUACCUACCGCUUCGAUCCGAAGAGUUCUUCUGCUGCUAAGGUCCAGGCUAUCUGUGACUAUGAGGUGGAACUUUCUGCUGCUGCUCAGUAAUGCGGACUAUGAGUACAUGCGUUGACGAAUAUACGAUUAUACGUUCGAACGCUUAAGCCUCGUCUCCUUGAUAAAACUUGGUUUGCGAGACGAUUGUAUAGAUACAAUAUCCGGAUGGUGCCAUUUUCAGCCCUCUUCAACAUUUUGAUUAUUAGCGUUAUGAUACCACGACUAUGGUGAAUUUGGCUGGCCGAAUCUUACUUUCUUCCGUAUAUAGUUGAAUAUAUUUUCGAUCUACAAAGUACAAAUGCACCGAUACGUUCUGGAUUAUUUUCUAGAACGACCGUAGCUUUCCUCUUCAAGGCACUGCAAUAU
Messenger RNA from Aspergillus glaucus CBS 516.65, 1093 nucleotides. Its product is annotated as RpiB/LacA/LacB family sugar-phosphate isomerase. Gene Ontology annotation, cellular component: intracellular anatomical structure. The transcript has a single exon. Lineage: Eukaryota; Fungi; Ascomycota; Eurotiomycetes; Eurotiales; Aspergillaceae. The coding region runs from base 290 to 778 and encodes 162 amino acids. Gene Ontology annotation, molecular function: isomerase activity. Gene Ontology annotation, biological process: carbohydrate metabolic process. The record is from RefSeq and is a predicted model, not a curated record.